Molecule: messenger RNA, 1677 nt
Organism: Diutina rugosa
Lineage: Eukaryota; Fungi; Ascomycota; Pichiomycetes; Serinales; Debaryomycetaceae
Product: MFS transporter
Exons: 1
Coding region: 1-1677 (558 amino acids)
Biological process (GO): intracellular polyamine homeostasis; transmembrane transport
Molecular function (GO): polyamine transmembrane transporter activity
Source: RefSeq, a predicted model, not a curated record
AUGGCAGCAUCGGUUCACUCAUCAAGUCUGCAGAUCAGCAUUGAUCUGGAUCCCCAACUCCUUCUUGGACCUGUCGAUACUGAGUCCACUCAGAUUUCAGGUACACCGUUGAAGGAAUCAAAAUGUACAAUGGUACCCAGAAAACAGCGACGUGGUCUACUAGGUCAGUUUGUCAUUCUUCCCGAGUAUUCGGAUGCUAGAGAUUACCCGAAUGCGUUCAAAAGUGUGAUCGUAUUUAUCGUUUCCCUUUCGGCCAUCACCGGACCUAUGGGAGUUUCGAUUAUGAUGCCAGCUCUUGAAGACAUCGUAACUGAGCUUCACACGUCCACGCGAGUUGUCAAUAUAUCUGUGGGGACUUACGUGCUUCUGUUUGGCGUAUUUCCAAUGUGGUGGUCAUUGUGCCUGGAAAGAUAUGGUCGGCGAACGGCAUUUCUCAUAAGUUUCUCCUUGUUCUUUGGAUUUAGUUUUGGUACUGCCUUAACACCAAACAUUGCGGGUCUUAUUAUCUUCAGAAUCCUUCAAGGGGGAUGCUCGGCUCUGGCACAAGCUUUGGGAGCAGGCAUUAUUGCUGAUUUAUACGUCCCACAAGAAAGAGGUAAGGCGAUGGGGUAUUAUUUUUUAGGGCCGCUUUGUGGUCCAUUUUUAGCACCCAUAAUAGGUGGAGCAGUGGCUCAAGGUUGGGGAUGGCGAGCCACUCAAUGGGUACUAGUGAUUGUCUCAGGUUUCAAUACAUUUCUUAUAAUGUUCUUUCUUCCUGAGACUCUUCGCCAAGGUGAGGCUCCCCUAGCGUCGACACAACACGAUAGAGAAGUACACGACGAUGGAGAAGUACAAGACGAUGUUGAGCCGGUGGCAGAUCCUUACUUGCAAACAUUAUCUCGAGUUUCAACAGGGAAGUCCCUCUACUCAUUACACGUUAGGAAUGCCACCAGCUGUAUGAGUACAAAAGGUACAACUUUUUCAUGGUGGGAUCCAAUUUAUAAUAUGCUUGUCAGACCUUUGCAUUCUUUGGUUUUAUUUAGGCAUCCUCCCGUUGCACUAGUCAUAGGAUAUUCAGGGAUCAUGUUUUCCGUGAUAUUUUUCAUCAACAUGACCAUAACAUAUGAAUAUUCGAGAUUCCCCUAUAAUAUGCUGCCCAUAAUUAUUGGUUUAUUAUACAUUCCUAACUCGGUUGCUUACAUCCUUGCACUGAUGAUCGGUGGUCGUUGGAAUGACCACUUUUUGAAGAAAUAUGCUCGAGAACACAAUGGCGAGAUAAGACCCGAACUGAGAAUCCUGUGGAAUGUGGCAAUAGCGGUUAGUAUGUUUCCGCCGGCAUGCUUGAUAUUCGGGUGGUGUCUCGACACUAAGCAACACUGGGUGGUGCCAUUAGUGGGCACCACUCUCUUUGGAUUCGCACUGAUGAUAAUAAUGGGAACCACAGCGACCUACUUGGUCGAUUCUCUUCCUGGGAAAGGUGCCACUGGUAAUGCGAUGAAUAACUUGGUGAGACAGUGCCUUGCCGCUGUAGCCAUAUUUGUUGCUGAGCCUGCUUUGGUUGGGGUCGGUCCUGGUAUACUUUUUUCAAUUCUUGCCGGAAUUUUGUUUGCUGCCAACAUAUUCUUACUAAUACUCAAGCGGAAAGGCGAUCAUUUUAGAGAUACAAGUCGUUUACCUAAGCUAUACGAAAAAUUAUAG